UUUCUCUGUUUCUGACUUCCUGAAAGGUAGGAAAUAGUUGAAUGUGACCUGGUUCAAGAGGAAUAGCACAGACCCUUAAUAUUGCUGUGGCAGGAAGCAUCAGAAACUCCAGCACGAUCACUAAUACCCCGGAGGCUUCUAUUUAUGCCCAGUCUAUAAACCCGAUCACAAUUCAUUGUUUGCGUAUUCAAGCUCAACAGGAGUGACCUGCAGCACCCUGCGUCCUGCCCGUUUCGCUUCCUAAAUCCCACCAAAAUGGUUGGAGCAUCCAGAUGUUGAACUAGAAUCAGGUCUGUAAGGACCAUUAACUACUUGGGAUGAACUGUAGAUAUAAUAAAACAGCUGUGAGACUGAGUUAAGAGUGACUUGCAAGUCAGGGUAUAUUUCUUGCUUGGAGCUAGCAGAUUCUACAGUCGCCUCCCACAGGUCAAGACUUUCGGUUUGGAAAUUGUUGUGAACUGUCAAAUUUUGUGCCCCUGAUUAGCAUUUCAUGGUUUCACGGGCUAGGCUUUGACUUGUGUCGAAAAUGGGGAUUUUGUCUUAACCUUCAAUCUGGUCCGUGAGCAGAUUGUAAGGGAUAAUGUGCUUGGGAAACAUUUUAACUCUUGGCCCUAAAUUUAAUGACCAUUACCCAUUUUUUAUCCACAGAAUUUACCUGAUUCUAGUGGCGUCUAUUCAUUGCCUCAUCUACAAAUAAUCGAACAGCAUGAAGGUUGAUGCAACUUCUAUUUGUUAUUCCCAUCUCUGUUUGCUAGCAGUUGGUCUACUUGUCUCUAUCCAAAAUUCCAAGCCCUUCGAGAUACUCAAACUUCCAUUCUUUCCUCUAAGCUGUUCCCUCUAUUGAAGCAAAGACUUGUACAUCUUUCUUUGCCUGCCCAAAAUUUCCAAAACCUCUACUAUUCAAAAGUCAAGAUCAUUGAAUACUAUAUACUGAUCAAUAACUCGUCUCCAUCUUAUAUCAAAUUCUGUUGGUGCCUCAACCUUUCAACUGGUAGAGUUGCUUCUCUUUAUACCUGUAAUGGCUACCAAUUCCGCAGAUAGAAGAGAGUUACUGAUGCCAACGAAAUAUCAAGACAGAGAAAACAAUCCAGAAAGAACCAAGAUGUUAAACCUACCAAAAUCAAAAUCCGAGCAGAAAGUAGGUGUUGUUUACUACCUCACACGGAAUGGCCAAUUUGAGCAUCCUCAUUUCAUGGAAGUCCCUCUCUCUUCUUCCCAAGGACUUCAACUUAAAGAUGUGACAGAUAGGCUAAACCAUCUCCGAGGUCGGGGCAUGGCUAUCAUGUAUUCCUGGUCAUCUAAAAGGAGGUACAAAAAUGGAUUUGUGUGGCAGGACUUGUCCGAAACUGACUAUGUACAACCUUGUCAUGGCCAUGAAUACAUUCUUAAAGGAUCACUACUGCUAGAAACUUCUCUAAGCUUUCGGUCACACAACACAACAUCAUCAAGAAACUCCAAAGUUUUCUCGGACAUAAUUAGCAGCUCAAGCGAGGACUCAAAUUCUCCAGUCAUUAGAAGAAAAAACUGUUCAUUGACUACAUUUGAUGAACUUGAUGAAUACAAAGUUUACAGGGCCAGAAUCACUGGAGAAAUUGCUAGCAAGGGUACUUCUAACGUGUCAACACACGCGACUGAUAAGAGAAGAGUGAGUAUUGGAAAUGUGAAUUUUACUAACAAAUCUCAUUGAUUCAAGGAUUGAAGUUUUGAGCAUUUGAAAAUCGAGGGAAGAAAAUAUCAAUGAGAUUAGCAUUAUUUUUAAAACUAACUUGUUUCCGGUUAUCCAUCUCAAGCAUGAUUGAUGGUGGCUUAAUAAUAAUAAUAAUAAUAAUUCCUUUUGUUUUGCCAGCAUAACAAAUAAGUGGAUUUAAUUAAGAUGGUCAAAGCCCAGUAGAAAACCAUAAACAAGGGUCUAUUUGGGCUCGGAACAAGCAUGAUUAUAGCAGCACUCCAGCCAUGGUCCCAGCUGGUUAGGGAGGAAGGUUAUAUGGGCUGGGCUCCAUCUUUUUCAAAUCACCUCCUGUAGUUUCACAGGAGUAACAUUUUGUGCCCUUAUUUCUUAUAAAUCACAAACAACAUUUUCAAUUUGCGUCAUCUAAGAGUUUGAAAAUACCAAAACAUCCUCAUUUCCCCCACAUACUCUCUCCCUCUCCCUCUCCCUCUCCCUCUCCCUCUCUCCUCAUUUUUCUUUAUCUUUGUUAACUUUAAAAAACAUCAUUUCCUCCAUCGAAUCAACCAUCUACCACCACCAUCCUAGAGGACGGUAGCUGAUGGAUUUGCCUUGUGACAGGGCUAUGAGGGGCAUCUUGGAUUAUUAAGAAUGAGCUGAUAGUUUUUUUAUAAUUCUCUUGAAUUUUUGGUGGAUGAGAACUUGGAAAAUGUUCUGCAAUCGAAAUAAAAAAGAAUCUAAAUCUUGCAUUUUGAUAGAGUCUAACGAGGAAAUUUACAUGCUGAUCAAGAUAAAACUGUAUGUAUUAUGUGAGAUUAAAUUACAAAAUAUACUUAUGUUUAAUUAUUUGUAAUUUAUGAGAAGUGGGAAUGUAAAGUGUUGUUGUUAUGAAACUAUAAAAAGAAUUAAGAAAAUAUAUCCAUUGAUUUUUCUGCUAUAAAAGACGAAUAACUUUUACCUUCUCCCUUGUCUUUUUGUUUGUUUGUUUUUUUCUUUCUAUUCACCUUUGCUUAUUGUGAUUGUUCUGUAUGAUGCAGCUUUUGAUUUAUCUCUAUGUAGCCUUGGAUUUGGUAUUUUAUCAAGCAUGCUAGAGGCAGAAUAUCCCUUCAUUUGGCAAAUUGGCCUAAACAUCCCCAUGAGUUUAUUGUUCUUUUGGACAUUUUGAUGCAUGAUGAUUCGAAAAUCACUUGGAUGACUGAUUGCUUUGUCUCCACUUUUAGGUCCUUUUUUUGAAUCAAAGAAAUUUGAAUCUUUUUUCAAAACAUCAAGAAAGACAUCCAACUACAUCUGCUCCCUUGUGAAGGGAGACCUGCGGGCAAGGCAAUCAAACUUCACUGGUUCAAAUGGGAAGCCACUGUCUGUAACUGACUAAGUAACUUUUGCUCUCAGGAGGCUCGGCUCUGGCGAAUCAUUGUCAAACACUGGCGACUUGUUGGGGAUCAACCAAUCAUUUUUUUCUCAAAUAACCCGGCGAUCUGUGGUAGCAAUGGAAGAAAGAGGUCUGCACCAUCUUUGCUGGCCUUUCACAGUAACAGAGAUUGAAGAGAUUAAAUCAAAUUUUGAGAAAAUAUGUGGCCUGCCUAAUUAUUGUGGUUCAAUUGACGCUACCCGCAUUACCAUGACUCUGCAACAGUGGACCGAUCAAAUGGUGUAUGGAUUGAUCGUGAGAAGAACCACAACAUGCUCUUGCAAGCAACAGUGGACCCUGACAUGAGAUUCUGUGGUGUAAUUGUUGGGUACCCAGGUAGUUUAAGUGAUGCACUUGUACUGCAGAACUCGAGUUCCCACAAGCUAUCUAAGGAAGUGAAAAGGCUAAAUGAGAAAAAAAUAGAACUUCAAGGAGUGGAGUUGGGGAAGUAUAAAUUGGGGGCUCAGGUUUUCCCCUAUUGCCAUGGCUUCUUACUCCUUAUCAAAAUGCACUCUGGCAGAGUAUAACAAGCCACAUUCUGCAACUGGAGUUGUAGCACAGAUUGCGUUAGCUAGGCUGAAGGAAAUGUGGAAGAUAUUCAUGGGGUAAUGUGGCUGCCUGGUAAGAAUAGGUUGCCAAGGAUUAUUUUUGUUUGCUGCUUGUUGCACCAUAUUGUUAUUGACAUGGAGGAUAAGGUGCUUGAUGAGCUUCCUUCAUCUCAUCAACAUGACACAGAUUACCGGUAACAAAUUUGUGAGACUGCCAGCAAGACGGGCAUUGUUAUGCGAGAGAACUUUCUCUCUACCUUUCUCGAAAAUCAUCAUCUUCAACACUCUCUUCCUCAUGAGUUCUGCCAUAUAGAAAGAGCUGGAUGCCCUUUGGUUAAUUUGUUUAACAAAAGCUUUUGUGAAUCCUAUGAUGUUAAUUCUUAUAGGGUAACCAGUUCGAGUUGAA
This is a messenger RNA of Populus trichocarpa (black cottonwood), 4028 nucleotides long. Its product is annotated as protein SOSEKI 5. The coding region runs from base 1019 to 1687 and encodes 222 amino acids. The record is from RefSeq and is a predicted model, not a curated record. The transcript is spliced from 4 exons. Lineage: Eukaryota; Viridiplantae; Streptophyta; Magnoliopsida; Malpighiales; Salicaceae.